AUGUGCGAAUCACUUGACCCGUCUGAUAAUCGCAUACCGUCGUCCAAUGAUAGUAGCGGAAAGGUAGUUUUUAGAAAAUUAGAAAGAGACGGAAAUAGUGUCGGGAUCGGGAGUCGCGUCGUUUCAUCGUCAGAACGAGAUCUCGAAAAUUGUUUUGACGGAUUGCAAAUCAACGGGAAUUCUUCUUCUUCGUCUUCUUCGAUAAGGGAAAAAAUCAACGAUAACAAUGAUAAAAUUAAUGCGUCGUCAUACGUCAAACCGACGAAUCCUUUCGAUACGACAAACGAAAGGAUCAAAAUGUCCGCGGCGGUGGCGUCGGCGAAAAGGCCGAACACGCUCUGUACCGGAUUUUCACCUUUGUCGGUUCCUCCGGUUCGACGGAGACCUGCGAGCUCCUAUAUAUCUUCCGGUAUAUCUUGCAUGACUCCUGUGUCGACGACUCCGUCGAGUUAUAAAAAUGAAAAAUUUUAUCAGAGACCCACGAGUUUGUAUUCCAGUGCGACUCCGAAAAUCGUGACUACCAAUCACCAGGGGAAUUUUCGAAGCGUGCAAAACACUCCGACGACUCCGCAAAAAUAUAACGCACCUAGAAAAUUAUCGCUUUACUCUUCCGGUUUUCAAACGUGGAACCACAAUCCCGAGAGUAACAAUAGACCGGCAAGUUUUUGCGGUUCCGUGUCGUCGGGUAAUUUUUACACGUGGUCAUCAUCGUCGAGUUCUAAAAAUUUCGGUCCCAAGAGACCCAGAAGUUUCGGUCCGGAUUCUUUAGGUUCUAUUUCGACUUCGAACAAUGGUCCCAAAUCGUUGCCCUCUUCCAUCAGCGAUUACAUGUUGCUAUCAUCCAAAAAAAAGACUGAUCCCUUUCAUCCUCCUACUCCUUCUCCUCUUUCCGCUCAAAGGAGACUCUCGUUACCCUCGGCUCAAGCUCAACUUCGGCCGAAAUUCAAUUCCGCCAUACACGGUUUACCCUUUCGACCGUUCACUUGCGGCGUGUCACCGAACGGAACUCCGAUAUUUUUAGGAUGCACUCAUUUGCAUCCUUCGCCGAGUCCGGUCAAACCGAGAGCCGUGACACCGACAACGUCACAAGCCAUCCAACAACUUCUUCUCCAGUCUCGAAACGGAUAUCAGAGUCCCGAUGAUAAAAUGUCAUUGUUUUUCGAAAUUCUCGACAGUCAGGAAAGAUUCGUAAAGGUGUUACACGCGUUCGUGGUUUGUGUGGGUGUGCGUGUGUGCGUGUGCGGCUGGAGAUCAAGUCCAGAAAAUCCGUGUAAAACAUUAAACAAAAUUAAAUACGACGGUAAACAAAAAAUGGGAUGCGGGGUAGCGACGACGCCUUUUUUGGUUUUUCUUACUAAUUUGAAAUAA
Messenger RNA from Pediculus humanus corporis (human body louse), 1368 nucleotides. RefSeq lists its product as uncharacterized. The coding region runs from base 1 to 1368 and encodes 455 amino acids. The record is from RefSeq and is a predicted model, not a curated record. The transcript is spliced from 2 exons. Lineage: Eukaryota; Metazoa; Arthropoda; Insecta; Psocodea; Pediculidae.